GACAUCAGCCACAGAAGUCAUGAAUUACUUGCUAUAUUUAAAGAUUGAGGGUCUGUAUCUGAUUGCAUUCCUUUUCCCAGCUGUGAGGCCAGGAGCCUUUGCUACUGAUGUUUCCAAUAUGAAGAAUUCGAGCCUGCAUCAGUUAACCAAACACCUUCUGAUCAACUAUCACAAAGGUGUGAGGCCUGUGAGAAACUGGAGUCAAGCCACCACCGUUUCUAUUGACCUCUUUCUCCACGCUGUCUUAGAUGUUGAUGGACAAAACCAAAAGCUGACAACCAGCAUCUGGUAUCGACAGUGCUGGGAAGAUGAGUUCUUGGCCUGGAAUUCUACGCAGUUUGAUGGAAUUAAAGAAAUCUCUCUACCACUUAGUGCAAUUUGGGUUCCUGAUAUUGUCAUCAAUGAGUUUGUAGAAGACGGUAAGACGCCAGAUCUUCCUUAUGUGUAUGUGACCUCUGUUGGGACUAUUCAAAACUACAAGCCUAUGCAAGUGGUGUCAGCAUGCAAUUUAGAGACGUAUGCUUUCCCCUUUGAUAUACAAAAUUGCAGCCUUACAUUCAGCAGUUGCUUACACACAGUAAAUGAUUUGAAUAUUUCCAUCUCAAGAAGCUACGAGAAGAUCAAGGAAGACAAAAGCAUUUUUCUGAAUGACAGCGAGUGGGAACUUCUGUCAGUGCCUUCAAGUUAUGAGAUUCUCCAUACACACGGAGGCAGCUUUGCCCAGGUCCAGUUUAAUCUCGUCAUUCGCCGACGCCCCCUCUUGUAUAUUGUUAGCAUUCUUCUUCCAAGCAUCAUGCUUAUGACUGUAGACCUCAUGAGUUUUUACCUGCCUCCCAAUAGUGGGACUCGGAUCAUGUUUAAGACAAGUAUUCUUGUGGGCUACACAGUAUUUCGAGUCAACAUGGCGGAUGAACUUCCUGCGUCUAGCUUUAGAACACCCCUGAUUGGUAUUUUCUUUGUGGUUUGCAUGGCACUCAUGGUUUUAAGUCUUGGAAAAUCCAUCAUGGUGAUAAGAUUUCUUAACGUAGAUAAGGAAGAGUCAGAGGAACUCCUUGUAUCCCGCUGUCCUUUAUUAAAUAAAGAGAUCCGUGACCCUCAGAAAGUCAGCACAGAAAAUAACUCUUUGGCUUCAACCACCAACACGACAGAGAGUCUUUGUAAUUCCGGAGAAAAAGCUUUGGACUGCUCUGACGAUCCACUGAUGAGUCUAAUUCUAGAAGAAGUUACCUCGAUCCGCUUGCAGAUGGAGGGUUUAGCAUCUGAAGAGUUGUGGCAUACACGGUGGCUCAAGCUUUGUUACAAACUAGAUAGUCUUUUAUUCCGAGCUUACCUAAUUCUCUUCACAGCUUACGCUGCCACCCUCAGCCUACUAUGGUGGACUUGGAGCGCUUAUGAUGUAUCUAGUUAACUUUAACAGGCGACCCCGACAUUGCAUAUUUAACUAUUACCAUUGUAUUAGAUCAAAUUAUAAUUCAUAACCUACGAAAGAAACAAGAAUCGAAUUAUAAUGUCUGGUAAUACCAGGAUUUACUGUAGGCUUACA
This is a messenger RNA of Pelobates fuscus (common spadefoot toad), 1543 nucleotides long. It is a transcript of the gene HTR3B, whose product is annotated as 5-hydroxytryptamine receptor 3B. Lineage: Eukaryota; Metazoa; Chordata; Amphibia; Anura; Pelobatidae. Gene Ontology annotation, cellular component: plasma membrane; synapse; postsynaptic membrane. The record is from RefSeq and is a predicted model, not a curated record. Gene Ontology annotation, biological process: regulation of membrane potential; signal transduction; chemical synaptic transmission. The transcript has 10 exons. Gene Ontology annotation, molecular function: serotonin-gated monoatomic cation channel activity; acetylcholine-gated monoatomic cation-selective channel activity. Bases 20 to 1408 code for a protein of 462 amino acids.